UGGUCUUGAUUUUUUUUACUACUCGUUAUUAUUAUUAUCGUUGUAGUAAUAUUGAGUACAGCGGUCUGGAAGAGUAAUCGAUGUCGUGUUUUGAGCAUACUCUCCUGUAAUUAAUGGGCUAGGGUUUGCUCAGCCUUCGGAGAGCUAACCAAGAUUCUAGUGGCUGUGGUGAUUAGGUUGGCUUUUUGUUGAGUUGUAUAAAGACCAUCGAGACCAUCUCAUGAGAAAACUCAAGAAGCUCCUCCAGCACUACCAUUUUCAAACUCCCAUACAGUCUCCCACCCUUAUCAUAAUUCACACACGAUAUCAAAAUGUUUGUCAGCAGCCGAAUCAUCGCGGGUGCGUUUGCACUCUUUGCUGCCACUGCUCUCGCAGCGGACUGCUCUGGCGAUAAAGGAGAACACCCAGAAGUUGGUAAGUUAUCAGCAUUUUUUCCGGUAUAUGUCUAAGCUAACCUAGAGGACUAGACUGGGCAAGGGAAAUCCAGGAAUCGUUGUGCGGUACCGGUUGUGCGCGCAACGAUCAAGAAGUUGGCAAUAGUGAAUGCAGUCUCGUCACUAUCAUCAAAAAUGGCACCGCGGUGCUAGGAUAUAGAUCUGAUCCCACUGGUCAAUACGGAAAUUGGUACCUACAAUCUCUGAGAUCUUACUUUGCUGAGCGUAUACCAUACUAACCCGAGGGGCAGCAAGGGGGCUCUAGACGACGCCAUAACUCAAUGCUUCCUUGAUAAAUCCGAGGCCUAUACAGGAACCAACAAGAAGACCCAAGGAAACUGGAAACUCGGAAAUGAAUCUUAUUGGAUUGCAAUUGAGACGGCGGACGACUACCUCUACGAUCCCUUAGAAGAGCUUUCGGUUAGCGUCAAUGUCGAUGAUGACCCAAACACUCCUGCAGGAAAGUGAGUGACUCAUCCCCCAACACUUGAAGUGUAAGUUCUUUGCUGAUUUGCCGCAGUAUUAUGCGGGGGCCCGAUAAAUUCUGUGCUGGGCUUAGUCACGGUGGGGGAGAGACCUGCACUGACAUUCCUGAUGGGUGCUUGAUUAUCGUUCCUGAGUCUAAUGUGAUUCCUCAAGUCAUAUGCCCGGACGAAGGAUUGUGAGCUUGAGAUAUUGGAAAACAUCAAUAGCUAGGGGGAGUGACCAGAAAUAUUCCAACCUUCGGGGGGAGCUGUGUAAUGUUGUACGAUAAGUGUUGCAUGGAACUUUUAUUUUAUUUUUUUAUCUAAAAUUCUGUAAACCCUAGCCUGGACAGACUUGGUAUUACCGAAAAAUGGGAAAUGGGAAAAAUAAAUAUGUUUAUAUCCGAUGAAUUUUACAUGGCGCGGGGCGAAACUGCGUGGUGUCACGCAUUUUCCUAGCCUUAUCAGGAGCUAUCCUAUAAGAGAUUGUUGUAGUCACAAUUAAAUCACCUACAGAUACUCCCCAUUAAAGAUUUUUGUGUUUGGUAACCCCUUUGCGGUCAUGGACCCUCACCAAGCCAAGGUCUUUCCCCCUGUUCCGUCCCCUUUUCACUUCACUCCUCUGACCGCUCCUCCCCAUCUCGAUACUCCCACCUUUUCCUUUCCUUCUAUCUUCCAUAGAUACUCCCAGGGCUCCAAUCCCCGGUAUGGCCCAGGCCGUGCCUCUUUCACGGAUUGAACAUACGACACUCCCUGGUGCUCGCUGUUAUAAUCGCCUGCUCGAGUAGAAGACUUUCCCCGAGAAUCAUGCUGCGUCCGAGGGCAUGGUCUGAGUUAUGUGUGGCACGCAUCCAAUAGCUGGUUUGUAUAGCGUGACACUUUUACAGCACUUGCACUUUGAAAUCCGGGUGUUGUUGCUC
Messenger RNA from Tuber aestivum (summer truffle), 1818 nucleotides. The record is from the annotation of a GenBank genome assembly. NCBI's taxonomy places the organism in Eukaryota, Fungi, Ascomycota, Pezizomycetes, Pezizales, Tuberaceae.